CGUAUAUCUUCACAAAUCUUUUUUGGCGGGAAACCAUAUGGCCAUCAGCUAGCUUCAUUCCGGUCGCUGUUAUGUUGUCAAACGAUUCGCAAUGUCGAGAAGAUGCUAAUUACAGAGAUAGUUUAAUGUACACGAUGAGUUUCUUAAUUUAAAUUAGUAUUUAACGUAAUGUGAUAAUAGUUAACACUUUAUACACACUCAACAAGGAUGGACGCGAGCAAUGAAGCAAUUAGCUCGGAUAUUGCUGACAGCGAUUUAAGUGCGGAGUUACCAAGUCCAGUGUCAAAAAGUCGCUACGGACGUACAAGGAAACCGAAAAUCACAGAGGACUUUUACGACAUAGAUGUCAUAUUCGAAGACUUGAACAAGAAGAUAGUUCCCCGACCUCAGCCUCCUCCUUCCUUGCCUAAAGUGGUAAAACCACGACAAAGCAUAUCGCAUAAUAAUAAAAAAGUAAAUGAUAACAAGAGAUUGAAGUUUGAGCAUGUUACUGCGGAUUUAGAGCUGGAGGAGCAAGUUGUGGAGGUCCCGGAUUCCAAUUCCAAAGCCAUACACAAUUUUUUCAAAAGUGAGAGUGGUAUGUCGGUUUUACAUAAUGUGGAUGUCGUGCCUAAAGUGGAUCUAAAGUGUGAUGCAGAAGUGGUGCAGGAACCUUUAGAUUUAGAAUCCGUCGAUGUAACUCAAGUUUUGAAAAUUAUCUCCACUAAAAACGUUGAUGACAAACUUAGUACGGACGUGAAGGCGAAUGCUAAGCCUGUAUUAAAAACUUAUAGCAACAAACGCAAAAGUUACAAUAAAUUGGCAGUAAUGGAGAGCUUCGGUUUGCCUGAUACCCCAAUUUUUCCUGUGGACAAUGAUAAGGUCAGCGGAAGUGAACCUAAACGUAUAAAAAGCUUAGAUGUGGCCGCUCCAAGUUCAGAAAAUGACAUUAAUUUGGUAGACAAAAAGUUACUCCACACUCCUUGGAAGAUUGCGAGUAUGGAUGCUGAAAUACCGGAUCUUGAUUUGUUAAUGGAAUCUACUUGUGAUGAUUAUCAAGAGGAUACGAUGACCUCUCCGAUUAAAAUACUAAAUGAAGUUCCUUCAAUGUUUAUUGAGUCGAGUGUUGAGUUUGAGCCUGACAGUACAUUCCUUGGUGCGGAUCAGAUCAAAAUUCCACCUAGUCCAAGAAGAUCGAAAGGAGGGAAAGUGAACUCCACAAGUGCUGAGGGUAACACCCAAACUCAGAGUCACGUAGAGAUUUCAGUUCCAGACUCAUCACAGGACUGUGAAGCCGUGAGUGAUAAGACACUUUCUCCAGGGAUUGGUGACAAUGAUUUGUCUACGCCAAAGCAGUUGAAGAAGCAGCCCAAUAAAGUAUCAUCUAAGCUGAAGAUGUCGGAUGACCGGCCCAAACUGUUAAGCCCCAAUCUUAAAAUUAGGGAAGAAAAACCAAAAUUUUUGCCACCCGGCAAAAAAUCUCCUAGAAGGUUAGCUUCGACUUUAAGACUAAUGAGCACCACUGAGAACGUGAAUAAUAUUGAUAUAGCAAGUAACACCCCAAACAAGGUAACCGAAAGGAAAUCUAAAUGUACAGAAAUGAAUGAGGAUGUUGAAAACAUCAUAGUCGCAUCAAAAUUGAGGAAAGUUAAUUUGGAUGAAAUUCAGCUUUCAGAACUAUCAAGCAGUAUUGAGAAUGUGCGGGAAAAUCCAAAAAGUAGUGAGGAAUCGAAGAAAAAGGUUGUUAAAAAGCAAGGAAAUUGCGUGCAGGGCAUUUCUCCAGAUAAAGUGAAGAAGCGCACUUCGGCAAAGAAGAAGAAAGUGGAAGACUCGAAAGAUACUCAGACUGGAUUGGAUGUAACUGCAAAGAUCACAAGGUCUUUUGGGCAGUUAUCGAAGCCAUUUAUUGAAGAAGUCACAAAUGAAAGAGGAAGAAGUAAGUCACAAUCAACUGUAAUUGGAAAGGUCACACGGUCUUCAACUGAUGAGCAAAAGCGACGUUCCAAAUCGCAGCCGGAUGUAAAAGUUACAGGAUCUUCAACUGGACCAAAUUCAGUCGUUGACCAAAAUCAAAAUCCUAAAUCAAAAUCGGAUGCAAAAGUUACAAGAUCUUCGAGUAGUACUCAGUUACCAAAUGCAAUCAUUGAUCUAACGGAAGAUCCUAAACCACAGUUGGAUGCAAAAGUUACAAGACCUUCGUCUGGCACUCGAGUAGCAAAGUUGGUCAUGCAGCAAAAGGAAGAUCCAAAACUACAGUUGGGUAUAAAAGUGACAAGAUCUUCCUCUGGCAAUCGAUUAGCAAAUCCAGUCGUUGAACGAAAGCAAAAUUUUAAACCACAGUCAGAUGUAAAAGCUACAAGAUCUUCAACAGGACCAAACUCAGCCAUUGAAGAAAAGAAGAGUGCUAAAUCAAGAUCUUCAAUUGGAGCAAACUCGAUCAUUGAAGAAAAGCAAAGUGUUAGAACUGAGUCGGAGGCAAAGGUGACGAGAUCUUCGACUGGUCGACCUAAGUCGGCAAUUGAGGAAGUGUCUCCCAAGAAGCAAAAUACUAAGUCAGAGUUCGGCGUCACUCCGAAAGUCACAAGGUCUUCUGUUCAGUUACCAAAACCAAUUAACGAGGGUAGACAAAGAAGCAAGUCGCUAUCUGCCAAGGUUACAAGGGCUUCAACAGGUGAUCAGUCGCUAAAGCAACCCUCCACUGAUGGACAUGAUACUAAGCCACAUUCGGAUGUGGUUGUAAAGGUUACAAGGUCUUCGGUUGGUCAAUGGCUAAUGUCAGGUACUGCCCAAGAGUUGACAAAAAAACACGUUGGUAGGUCUUCAAUUGGUGAUCAGGUACCAAAGAAAGCGUCAACUGAUCAGGAUAUAACUGUGAAGGUCACAAGGUCAUUAUUAAGUAAUCAGUCACUGAAACCAAUGCCUAAUUCCAAAGGGGAACAAGGAAAUGAGCAGGCACAAACUAAAAUGAACUCUGAUGAUAGUCACAAAUCGGAUUCGUCACCAGAACCAAGAAAAUUGAAUAAAUCAAUUUCACCACGGCGUAAAGUGAACAGGGUAGAAGGCCAAAAAUUGAGAAGGAAACUUCAUUCACCAAUUAAAAGAAUGCAACCGUACGUGCUGUUAAAGUCGAGUGACUUCAGUGUACUCUCAACGAACAUCGCGAAAAGAAGACGGCAACUCUUGUCCUUGGUCAAAAAAGGUCACGACAAGCCGUUGUUGAAACGCAAGUACACAACACCCGUCGCGACGUCGCCCGUCAGAUCACUGAUGCGCAGACGCACGCAUUCGCAGCCGAUUUCUAAGCGAAGCGAUGGGAAAAAGACGGCCGCAAGACGAUCGAUUAGUUCCGGGCACGUGGAAUCGAAAACCACAGAUUGCAGUGAGGCCGCGGUGGAGAUUGUGGAGCAGGACGUGGCGGAGGUGAUCGAGGUUGAGAAGUACGUCGUGGUGGAGAAGCGUAAAAAGGGAAGGCCGAGAAAAAUUGUCGUGGAUACACAGCCGGUUGAUAUCAGUCGGGAAAUUAAACAGGAAUGCCUAGAUGAAAUGGACGACCUUGAGGAAAGGGCUAAAAAGGAAAAAGCAAUUGGCGACAUAAUGUGGGGUAAAAUCGGUGGCCAUCCUUAUUGGCCGUGCCUGAUCGUCGAAGAACCCGAAACGUGUGUUUUUCAGAAAGUGUGCCCUGUUUUAUCCAGAAAAGCUUUGCAGACGAUGUAUCAUGUAAGAUUUUUUGGGGACAGGGGCAGAAGAUCUUGGGUUCAGACCACCUGUUUGCUUCCGUUUGCAAGCGGGGACGAUUUGAAACGACAGUUCACAAUUGCGAAGAAUAAAGCGAAUUUUAUUGUGAAACCAUCUGCAUUACCAAAGUGGAAGAUUGCGGUUACUGAAGCGGAAUCGCAAUUACAAUGCAGUGUUGAGGAUCGCCUGGAUUUCUUCGCAAAGGUAUUAGAGCAACAAGCACAAUUGCUACUAAAAAUAAAACGUGAAGAUCUGAAGUCCUCUAGUCCUACGCCAUCUAGAAUGGCCUCAGAAGGUGAUAGUAAUUCAGAAGAUGAUUCCAAAUCUAUCAUAGAUGGAAAACUAGAACUGGAUAGUGCGGCUACAAUAUCAAAACGGAGAGAUUCGAAAAAUUUAUCAAAAAGCUCCCCUUCACCCGAGAUUGAAACAGUCAAAAAGAAAACUAAAAAAAUGCUUGCAGAAGUUGUAGGGGAGGAAACAUUGAAACCAAAACCCGAACCGGAUAUAGAAAAUGAAUCUAUAAGUGAAUUGAAGAUACCGUGGAAGACUAUUGAUCUUUCCGAAAAAAACGACAUACAUUCUGAGUAUUCUUCAGAUACCGAUACUGCUUCUAAGUCCAGUAGCAAUACAAUAAUCGCCGAUGGGUUCCAAGAUGAGGUCAUGCGGCAGAGACGAAACAGUUUAUUUCGUGGCGUCUCCAGGGACAUUGUCUGUCAAGUCUGCAAACAACCCAAAGAAGUUUUUAAAUGUAAGGGACCUUGUAGGGGACUGUAUCAUUAUAAAUGUGCGGAUUUCGAUAUUAAACCCGAUGUGAGCUGUGGUAUGACUGUUACUGAGGAGCUAGUCAAUAAAGAAUGUACUCCGGUUCCAAGUGCGCCAGCAAAAUUUUCCGAAUUAUCUAUUGCUGAGCAGAUUGAUAUUAAAAUGAAGGAGGUGAUGCAAGGUAUGGAGAAUGACACACGAUAUGCGGAUUCCACAACAGACUACAGUAGCUCCGAAGAAAGUACCUGCAAUAUGUUGGAAAAAGCUGAUACACCCCAAGAGGAGGAGGAGGAAGUAGUAAUAUUGCAUGUUACUGCAGAUCAUAUAAGCGUGAUGCCGAGGAAACUUUUGGAGGAAGCGACACCUGUGCAAACUCAAAUUGAAGACACAAUUCCUAAAGUGGCCGACGUCAAUAAAAAUGUUGUGGAAAGUACGGAUGAACCGAAAGUAUUUCAAUGUGGUUAUUGCAUUGCGAAGGUCGAGCCUCCUUGCUUUGCCUGCGAAAGUGAUAUUUCAUUGAAGAAUGAUUCUCUGCGCCAAAAGUGCUCGCUGUUUAGUUGUGGGAAAUUUUAUCAUCGUAAGUGCAUCAAAUUAUGGCCGCAGACGCAGUGGUCAUUAAUAUCGACGGAAAAACAUAAAAAAUCAGAUAAAUUGCUCGAUACUUUCAUUUGCCCGUGUCAUAUCUGCCACACGUGUACAUCGGACGAUCCACGCGCAGCCACCUCUAGAUCUGGUAAAAAAUUGGCCAGAUGUUUGCAUUGCCCCGCGGCGUACCACACGACGAAUUACUGCAUUCCGGCCGGUACCCAAAUUUUGAGUUCAGCGCAAAUUAUAUGUCCCAGACAUUUCAAGAAACACAUAACCACAAAAAAGAACGCCAAACAAGUGCGCACAAUAAAUACGCCAUGGUGUUUCAUUUGCUCAAAAGGUGGCGAUUUAAUUUGUUGCGAAACAUGUCCCACUAGUGUCCACACUGACUGUUUAACCAUUAAUCUCCUAGAUGACGACACAUUUAUAUGCGAAGACUGCGAAUCGGGUCGUUUUCCUUUGUACGACGAAAUCGUCUGGGUGAAAUUGGGGAAGUACAGAUGGUGGCCUGCCAUUAUUUUAUUUCCAAACGAGGUACCGGACAACGUGAAAGCGCUGCCUCACAAUUCGGGCGAGUUCGUCGUCAAGUUUUUCGGCACCCACGAUCACUACUGGGUCGGGCGCGGUCGCGUUUUCUUAUUUCAGGAGGGAGAUAAGGGCCACUGCAGUCCGUCGAAGAAGAGAAUGGACGCUCUGUUUAAAAAAUCAAUCGAAGAGGCGACAAUCGUUCAUAAUAUUAAGAAGAAUUUCCGGAAGAGUAAGGUCGACGAAUUGAAGAAUGGUGCCAAACCUCCGCCGUAUAUUAGAGUUAAAGUGAAUAAGCCCGUCGGCAAUGUUCGUUUGUUUGACGCUAAUGUGAGUAAUACGACGUCGUGUGAAUGCGAUCCGUUUCAAGAGAAUCCUUGUGGACCUGAGAGCGACUGCUUAAACAGAUUGUUGUUGACCGAAUGCGACCCAAACAUAUGCCCGGCGAGGAAAAAAUGCAACAAUCAAAGAUUCGAAAAACGCCAGUAUCCCCCACUAGUACCUUACAAAACGGAGGCUCGAGGCUGGGGCCUGAAAACUUUGGCGCCGAUUAGUAAGGGCGAUUUUGUUAUCGAGUACGUCGGCGAAAUAAUCGACGAUCAGGAGUAUCAGAGGCGCGUUCAAAAGAUGAGCGAGCAGAAAGACGAGAAUUACUAUUUCCUCACGAUCGAUAACAAUCGUAUCAUCGACGCCGGACCGAAAGGAAAUCUGGCGAGGUUUAUGAAUCACUGCUGCGAGCCGAAUUGCGUCACCCAGAAAUGGACAGUUAACGGAGACACUCGUGUUGGUUUGUUCGCGAUCGACAAUAUUGCAGCCGAUUCUGAAGUUACCUUUAAUUAUAAUUUGGAAUGUAUCGGAAAAGAGAAGAAGAUUUGCAGGUGCGGAGCUUCAAAGUGUAGUGGGUUUAUUGGUGUUAAAACUAAGGACGAAUCUCAGAAGAAAGCCAAACGUUCUAGUGUUAAAAUUAAGAAGUCAUUUGCAACAAAUCCUUCGAAAAAUGAUGUUCCUUGCUUUAUCUGUUGUAAAACUGGCGAAGUAGUCUCGUGUAACAACAAAAUAUGUACAAAAGUAUACCAUUUGUCAUGUGUCAAUUUAAACACCUUGCCUGAAGGCAAGUGGGUAUGUCCUUGGCAUAACUGUAACAUAUGUAGCAAACGAACAAUCCGUUGUUGUGUUAAAUGUACCAACUCUUACUGCCCUGUGCAUUCCGAGGGCAAUGUCAGAUACGACAAUCUUCUAGGCUUUGUUUGUUCAGAACAUGAUUCAACAAAAGAAGAGCAGAAAGCCGAGACAAACGACAUAGUGCAGAAUUUCAGCAGUUCCCAAUUAACCACAAAUGAAACUGACGUGACUUCGACCACCUGUGAUGAAUUAGAUACCACCGAGUGUACUAGUGAAACUCCUAGCGACGAAGCCCAAUUGGCGGCAUCGACGCCUGUAAAAACGCCACUCCUUGUCGAACCUUUGGAAGCGCACGAGCUCCACACACCCCAAUCGAGCAUUCCAGAAAGUCACGACGAGUCGACACCCGAGCCUGUAAAUUGUCAAAAACGUAAGAGAGGCCGACCGAAGAAACAUUCCUUGAAGAAGAAAAUGAAAUUGACGCAUUCGACUUCAAAGAAAGCGUUAAACUAUACCGCGCCGAGCUUGCUGGAUGUAUCGUUACAAAAUGAGGUUAAAUUGACCUCCUCGAUUCCAUCGCGCCAUUUGCGCACUAGGAGUAACACAAAGUCACUUGGCGGUAAUCGUUUCUUGGAGCAGCAAAAUGAACUAGAAAAAGUUUUACCCAUUAGGAAGCGAUCGAGACCGAGAUGUGAAUUAAGUUUGUAGAUUAGAAGUAAAAAUUUUAUCUUUUUUUUUAAAUCGUUAGCUUUAUUGUCACAAAUGUUAAUAUAAGAAACAAAGUUGAAAAAUAAAUUUUAUAAUUUAUGUGAAAUGAGCUAAAUAAUAUAGUUUGUUGUAUAUACUGUA
Messenger RNA from Photinus pyralis (common eastern firefly), 7560 nucleotides. RefSeq lists its product as uncharacterized. Gene Ontology annotation, molecular function: protein binding; DNA binding; histone H3K36 methyltransferase activity. Gene Ontology annotation, biological process: regulation of DNA-templated transcription. NCBI's taxonomy places the organism in Eukaryota, Metazoa, Arthropoda, Insecta, Coleoptera, Lampyridae. The transcript is spliced from 10 exons. Gene Ontology annotation, cellular component: chromatin; nucleus. The record is from RefSeq and is a predicted model, not a curated record. Bases 208 to 7419 code for a protein of 2403 amino acids.